Messenger RNA from Oncorhynchus kisutch (coho salmon), 4032 nucleotides. RefSeq names its product G patch domain-containing protein 2. Lineage: Eukaryota; Metazoa; Chordata; Actinopteri; Salmoniformes; Salmonidae. The record is from RefSeq and is a predicted model, not a curated record. Gene Ontology annotation, molecular function: nucleic acid binding. The transcript has 10 exons. Bases 393 to 1880 code for a protein of 495 amino acids.
UGGUAAGUAAUUUCUGAGAAAAUUGCUAGCUAGCCAGCCGAUUAGCCUAGCUAUUCAGACUGGACAGCUGCUUAUAUUUGGAAGACGCGUUAAUAGCACGUUAAUCGGCUACCUAGUUAUCAGAUGUUUACAUUUUGACAGCAAAAUGGGCCACUAACGUUAGCUAAUAAAUAGUGUGUCCGCUAACUAGCUUGUUUUUCUUUUUUGGUUUAGCCAACUAUGCUAGCUAGCUUUUAAAUGUAGGUCAGGUCUCCAUGGAUUGGAUUAACACAUUGGCAGUGCCUGGGUCGUUUAGCCCAAGCUCUGCGUGGAAGUUCAUCCAACAUUUGGCUGCAGUUAAUACUUACCUAAGCAAUAGCUAGCUGGCGUUAAGAUGGCACUUUAGCCGGACGAUGGACGAGCUGGUCCAUGACCUGGUGUCGGCGCUGGAGGAGAGCUCAGAGCAGGCGGCGCGGGGGGGUUUUGGGGAUGGUGGCGACCACGCGCUGGCUGUGGGCUGCCUGCUGAAGAGACAGGCCCGGAAACGCCGUGGGAGGAAGAGACGCUCUGACAAUCCCCACCCGCCCUGGGAGACUGGCCACCUCAGUGAGGGCUCCGAGUCCAGCCUGGACGAACAUAAGGACUACCGUGCCACCACAGGCAGCGUUGCCAGCAGUAACAGCCACCCCCGUGACAACAGCGACUCUGACGAGCAGCUAGGGCCCAAGCGCCGUACCCCUCUGAACCCUGACACAGGACGUGGCAAGCGCCCCCUCUGGCAGGAGGACCUUGGAGGAGUGGGGAGCGCGGAGGGGUCCCGCAGUUUGAGACGCCGCCGCAAGGUCAAACGCAUGGCCGUCGAUCCCCCUCUGGAGGCAGUGACCUCCAAUAGCACCACCCCCAUGCUAGGUCCCCCGCCUGUCCCCAAGCCCCACGGAGGGUGCAGGAUCCCUGGGGUGAGUGCAGCUGAGGGCAGGGCAGGGAUGGAGCUCACUGGUGGCGGAGUUGGCGGGAAGUGCAGGGUGAAGAAGAGGAAACUGGCAGCCCACAGGCUCGGGUUGGAGGCGACUGAUGAGGGCGUAUUGGUGGAGCGUGGGGACGCCAUUAUGCGGCAGGCGGGGCCCAAGGACAAGAUGGAGUUUGAGGAGCAGAAGGGCUCGGACGAGGACAUGAGUGACAGUGAGACCAGCAGUGUGAGCAACAGUAGUGAUGGUGGACUGUACACCAAUGAUGAGGGGAGGCAAGGUGAUGAUGAGCAGAGUGACUGGUUCUAUGAGGGGGAGCCAGGGGGGGCGUGUGGGGUGGCGGGGGUGAUUCCCUGGUGGGAGAGGGAGGCAGGGGAGGAACUGGACCUGGCUGACCCGGUCUUCAACAGCAUCCUCACCGGAUCCUUCCCCAUCAUGAGCCCCGGAGCACAGAGAGGGUUCCAGGCCAGGCUGAGCCGGCUUCAUGGGGGGCCCCAGGGCCAGGCUUCUCAAGGCAGCCCAGGACAAACCUUCAACGAGCGACUGGGACGACACCACCAGGACUCACACGACCCAUGGUUUAGUCCGGGAUCUAGAAGAGAACAUGGACAGAUGCACUGGGACUCACGGUCAGACAGAGGCCAUCGGAGGAGCUGCUCAGUAAAGACGGCCAGCAGGCAGACGAGUGGUCACCUGGGGUCUCUGUGUACGGGGGAUGUCAAGAGGAGACGCAAAGCAGCACCCCUUGGCUUACCUCCACCCACAGGGUUGGUAGGUGAGAGUGCGGGGCCCAUCCCAGAGACCAACAUGGGCAACCGGAUGCUGCAGAGUAUGGGCUGGAGCCCCGGCAUGGGCCUGGGUCCGGAGGGCAGGGGCAUCACUGAGCCCGUUCGGGCCACACAGAGACCCAAGGGAGCGGGUCUGGGUUUUAAAUGAGCCUCAGGCUUUAGGCCCCAACUGAACAGGCCAGUAGGCCUCGAUGGAGAUGGACCCUACCGAGAGCAGGGAGGACUGUGGUCAACUCUCUCUGGGAAAGAAACUCUGAUGGAGCAGCAGAGCUGGAUGAAGGAACGGAUGCAAGUCGGCAAGAACAGUUUUAACUAAUAGGAAGACCGAAAGGAUCAUCUGAGGUGGGAACCCCAACGCUCCAUGCACUUCCACUCUUAACCAGGGCCGAAACUCAUAAGGGAAGUUUUGACCCUGGUUAGGGGAAGUGCAUGGAGCGUUUGGGUUCACACCUCAGAUUUGUAGUUGGGAUGUCCAAUGUUUCUACCAGGGAAAAGGGAAGGAAUGGAAGAAAAGACCCAGGCGUUGUUGAGUUUGAUUGUACGAGACUAGCCAGGUUGUGUAGUUGGACUGUGUGUACUGCACAGCACACUAAAUGGCUCAAUUUCACAAGAAUAUAAUUUCUCUUCAAUCAACGGUUGUUCUGAUAUUGCACAGUAUGACAAAAUAUAUUUUAGGUGAAUAUCACUGUACGCAUCAAAAUAAUGUGUGUGGUGGAAGUUUAUAUUUGAUUUUAAAUAUGUUUUGCGACACUACAUUGGUGUUAUUCCGGGGUAAUUAUAAUGGAAUAACAUUAUUCCUGUGGCUUAGUACAAAAAGGUGUUAGCAAAGUACUGCAUUAUGUUAAGGGAAUUACAAUUAUACUACUUUCUCUGGUAUAACGCUAAUGUAAUGUAACUGGCAAAUGUUUUUUUAAAUGGGUCUAUAUGGUUCCUUUUGGGAUAUCGGGCAGUGAUAUUUGAUUGUAGAUGACGGUUAUUGGUAAAAAAAAUAAAAUAAGAUGCCGGUUUUUCUGCUCCUGACUGCAUGUGCUCCCAUAGAAACAGAAUGAAUUGGAUGGGCAUCCCAUUUCAAGUCAAUAGUGGCAUAAUGGGUUGACUGGCUAGCACUGCAAGUGUACCCAUCAAUUUGUGGUGCGAUUUGUUUUGAUUCAACUCAACCGAUUACAAAGAAAUACAUUCCAUUAGCCACAUCAGUUAACAUAAAUUCAAUGAAUGUUCUACAUCAGCAUUGAAAUGAUUGAAUACAGUACCAGUCAAAUUGCCAGGGUUCGAGGUUCCCAAACUCUGCUCUGCCCCCCCCCCCCAAACCCCCGGGUGCACAUUUUGGUUUUGCCCAUUAGGUUUUGCCCUAGCACUACACAGCUGUUUCAAACAAACAACUCAUUGUUUUUUUAAAAUUUUAUUUUACGGUUAUGACAUUUAUUUUGUUUUCAUGAUGGUGUUCAUCCAUAACCGGCGGUUAUAUGGUAAUUGUGCCAGCGUAAAGAUGGUAUUCCUGAGGGAAGUGGGAAUAAUUCAGGAAAUGAAUCUUGAAAUAAAAUCAUUGUAUGUAUGGUAUUGAAGUAGAAUGUUCAACCCUGAACACUCCAGAAUAGUGUUUAUUUGAUUAAAAAGGCAGUGCAGUUAACAUGAUUUCCUGUUUUAUGACAUUGAAUUAACACUUGGAAAUUGUGAAAAUGAUCAUAUUGCCCUUUUUGUGUAAGAGCUGUUUGAAAAAUAAUUCCAGGAAUUUCAGCCUGUUCAAGUGGUGUGGAGUUAUUGGACAAGAUCAUGACAUUACAAUCUGAUCUGAUUAUUCUGACCAAUGACCAGUCAUCUUUUAUUUGCGUGCCUAUCCUACUUUGAAGGGAUUAGCGGGGUAGGCUCUGGCCAAGACGAUCCUAUCCACCAAUCAGGGCUGUUGUGCGAUCAGACUGAGCAUUUCAAUGGCAAAAGGAGGUGUAGUUAUUUUGCAUUAAAUAAAUACACAGUGUUUUAUUAGACAUACAGCGAUAAUUUAAAAGUAACGUUAAAAAGACUGCAUGGGGGGCUUUAAAAAGAAGCCAAGCAAAAUUCUGUUUCCCAAUCAUGCUGUACUUGCUAUGUAUGUGUAGCAACCAUCUCAUGGCAAUGUCUUUACAAUAACAAUUCCCAGAGUGUACAGUAGACCGUAACAUGUUUUAUAAAGUGAAAAAAUGAUAUUGGUUACACUUUACAGUCUUCUAUUUACCUGGUAAAUAACAACUGAAAUAGGUUUGUAAAAAAAAGUGUUACCGUUGCCAAUGUAAUGUUCAUUAAACUUGAGGGCCUGAGUGAAACAA